CGCUAGACUUAAAUUCUCGCACUUUUCUGUUGGUUUCGUAGUAAAUGUUCGCAUUUCGCUGUUAAAUCAAAGCAAAACAAUCGAAAAAAACGAGAAAAAACACCUAAUUGGAUAACAAAUUGAAUAAAGUUGAAAUGCCAUUAUAAAGUGCACUCUAAUAUCGUAAACAAAAGUGUUUUGAUUGUUUGUGCAGGUGCAAAAUCGAUCUAGUGAACUGAAAACUGCCCCCAAAAUCGGCCGAGUUAGCGCAUUAUUGCCCCGAUUGUUGUUAUUGGAAAAUGUUGUUCGUUUGGGAAAAUUGUGCCAUCGUUUUUUCGUAGUGUGUGCGGCGUGUGUGUGUGUGUGUGUGCGUGUCGAGUGUGUGUGCCAGUAAAUUAAGUUAAUUAAAAAUUUAGCUAACUCUCGAUUUUGCCGCCCCCGCCAUGAGUAACUACCAUCCGCAUUCGCAUCCGCACGCGCUAUCGCAUCCGCAUCCGCAGCAGGUCCAGAAUCAGCUGCUCAAUCCUCUCCAGAACCAGUUGCCGCCCACGCAGCGUCACAACCAUGCCACGCCCACCCCUGGGGCAGCCUCCGCCUCUGGAGCAUCAUCCUCAUCAUCAUCCAUCCUGAUGGCCCAUCCUCCACAGCCGCUCAUCAGCAACUCGCUGGCCAUCCGCCAGGAGAUCCAGCGAUUCGAGAGCGUCCACCCAUCGAUCUAUGCCAUAUACGAUAUGAUCGAUCUGCUGCCGUUAGCCGAUGCCCGGAUAGCCCAGUCCAUCCGGGAUCAUGUGGUCUGCAUUGAAGAUUCCUUUGUGAACAGUCAGGAGUGGACGAUUUCUCGAUCGGUACCCGAUUUGAGGCUGGGAAUCGUUGGUUCCCUCAACUCGGGAAAGUCGGCCCUGGUGCAUCGCUAUCUCACGGGAUCCUACAUGCAGGAGGAGUCGCCCGAGGGCGGUCGCUUCAAGAAGGAGGUCUUCAUCGACGGCCAGAGCUACUUGCUGCUCAUUCGCGACGAGGGUGGAGCUCCCGAAAUGCAGUUCGCUGGCUGGGUGGAUGCGGUAAUCUUCGUGUUCAGUCUGGAGAACGAGGGCAGCUUCAACACCGUCUACAACUACUACACGAAAAUGGCGCAUUUUCGGAAUGGCCAGGAAAUACCCAUGAUAUUGGUGGGGACGCAAGAUGCCAUCAGUGAGCGCAAUCCCCGCGUGAUCGACGACACCCGCGCCAGGAAAUUGGCCAGCGAUCUGAAGCGCUGCUCCUACUACGAGACCUGCGCCACCUAUGGCCUAAAUGUGGAGCGUGUCUUUCAGGAUGCCUGUCAAAAGAUCCUCUCGCAGCGCCUGCCCUUGCCACCACAGGUGCAACCGGCGAGACCGACGACCCCGCAGGGCAAUCGCUUGGGUCUGGCUCCUUACCAGGCACCCACCAACGGACAACGUGGCCAGCAACAGCUGCCACUGCGAAUGAGUGCGGACUUCGCCCAGGCGGAGCAGAAGCUGUGGUCUCUGCAAGCCGCGAGCAGCUCCACCACCAAUGAGAACAACAACAUCACCAAAUACAAUCCCGGAGCGGCCAGCUCGCUGCAGGGCGAUUGCUCCCAGGUCCAGCUGCGGGAUCCACGCGAUCUGGCGCCACCGCCGGGCAAGGAACUGCCCACGCCCACCUCGACGCCAACGACGAGCCGCAAGAGUCGGCGACGCUCCAACCUGUUCAUCCCGUCCUCCUCGAAGAAGGCGGACAAGGAGAAGGAGCCGAAGAGCAGCGAGCUGGGCAGUGGACGGUCCAUUCCCAUCAAACAGGGCUACCUGUACAAGCGAUCCAGCAAGUCCCUGAACAAGGAGUGGAAGAAGAAGUACGUGACGCUGUGCGACGACGGCCGGCUCACCUAUCAUCCCUCGCUGCACGACUACAUGGACGAUGUGCACGGCAAGGAGAUCCCGCUGCAGUACGUCACCGUGAAGGUGCCGGGACAGAAGCCUCGUGGCUCCAAGAGCAUCAUCACGAACAGUGCGCUCACCAGCUCACUGAUGGCCAAUAGUCAAAGGGCCCAGAACACGCUGAGUGAUGGCAUCGGUUGCCUCACCCUGGCCAAGGACAAUCAGCGCAAGCUGAGCGAGAAACUCUCCCUACUUGGAGCCGGAUCCGGAGCAGCUGGCGCCGGUGGAGAGCCGCUGAAGUCGAACAGCUCACAGCAGACGAGCGGGGACGAGGGCAUAGCCAUGUCCAAUUCAAAUUCGCAGACUUUCAUCGCCGGCGAGACGGCCAAUAAGUUGGAGGCCCAGACGCCGAAUGUGAAGAAGCGCCAUCGCCGCAUGAAGAGCAGCAGUGUGAAGGCCAACGAGGCGGACGACAACGAUGGCUAUGAGUUCUACAUCGUGUCGCUGGACUCCAAGCAGUGGCACUUCGAGGCGGCCAAUUCGGAGGAGCGCGACGAGUGGGUGGCGGCCGUCGAGCAGGAGAUCUUCAAAAGCCUGCAGAGCAUCGAGAGCAGCAAGACCAAACAGGCCACCAGCACGGAUCUGGCCGCCAUGCUGGCCAUCCGUCAGCGGGUUCCCGGAAACGGAUUCUGCGUCGACUGUGGAGCGCCAAAUCCUGAAUGGGCUAGCUUGAACCUGGGCGUACUCAUGUGCAUCGAGUGCUCGGGCGUGCAUCGCAAUCUGGGCUCGCAUAUAUCCAAGGUUCGCUCUCUGGGCCUGGAUGACUGGCCAUCCCCGCAUCUAAGUGUGAUGCUGGCCAUUGGCAACAGUCUGGCCAACUCCGUCUGGGAAUCGAACACGAGGCAACGGGUGAAGCCCACUUCGCAGGCCAGUCGCGAGGAGAAGGAGCGAUGGGUGCGCAGCAAGUACGAGGCCAAGGAGUUCCUCACCCCGCUGGGCAGCGGAUCCUCAGCGCAUCCCAGCCCGAGUCCGGGUCAGCAGCUGAUCGAGGCUGUGAUUAGGGCGGACAUCAAGUCGAUUGUUUCGAUCUUGGCCAACUGCCCGUCCGAGGUGACCAAUGCGAAUGUGAGCGCCAGGGAUGUGCGCACUCCCCUGCUGCUGGCCUGUGCCAUAGGCAAUCUGGCCAUAGCACAGCUGCUCAUCUGGAACGGCGCCAACAUCAAGCACACGGAUCACGAGGGUCGCACCUGCCUGGCCUACGCUCGAGCGGCACAGUCUCUGGCCACCGCCAAGUCGAUCAAGGCCGCUGCGGCUGCGCAGGCGGGCACCACGAUUCCGGCGCCCGCUCCGCCCACAAACGGUGGCAUUCCUGCUCCCCAGUACAAUGUCGAGGACACGACGGCGCUGGUGGAGCUGCUCGAGGGACUGGGCUGCCCAGAGGCGGCUCCUCUGACGGCCAGCGGCACCUUGCCGAGGAGACGCGACACGCUGGGCACGCCCUACGAGAAGUCCGUGUCGGGUGUGAUCUGAAUUAGUUAAAAUUUAAAUAAGAUUAACGUGAAUUUUCGUAGCAAUUGUACAAUUCAUUAGAUUUUGUUGUUCGUAACGAAAUUAGUUUAAAUUCGCCCGGAAAAUUUGUAGAGCGUUUAGUGUGUUAGGUUUUAGGAAUGUUGUGCAAAUGUGUUUUAUAUUAUUAUUUGGCAAGCGUUGAAUGGAAAUUCACAAGUUUUAUUUAUGUUUUUUUUUAGUUUGUUUAGUUUGUAAGCCACAAAAAACCUGUACAGUCUUGUUGUAAUCUCAAGUGUAUAAUUUAUUAUUUUCGUAUUACGUAUUACCUACUAUUAUUAUUGUUUUUAUCGUGUGCAGGUUUUUAUAUCGUUUGCAAAACAAUUAUUUAGUAAUAUUACCUUGUAACUCUCGAUAACCAUCAGCAGAUUGCAAAAAGACUUCACGACAAAUGAAAAAACAUACUUAUACACCCUUAACAAUAGAUAAAAGCUGAUGCAAAUUAUACGUAAAAACGAAAUGAAUCUAAGAUUAAAGCCAAAAACAAACUUAUGCUAAACAAUAUACACGAACAUAUAUCUAUUAUAUACAUAAAUAGUUGAAAUUGCUUGAUAAUCGGUUUAAACAAAUGAACACGCCCAAAAUGUAGCUUAUGCUGAACCAAACUCACAAAAUUCUUUGCUAUAUAAAUUCCGACAAAAAAGAACUCGUUUAACGGAUUAUACUGCAGAAAAUAAGCUUCUGAUGGUAUAAAAUCUGAGUAGACAAAAAUUUAUUUGAAAGUAUUUCAAAACUAUUAUACAAAAUAGUUAUAAAUCAAUCUAUAAAUAUUACUAUAUGUAUACACCCCCUAUAUUGUGUACGCUAUUUGUACGAAUUACAAACCACACAACGUGACAAACUCAAUCUAAUUGGAAGGAAAAGUAGCACACAAAAAUCACAAAAAAACAACAAAAGAAAAACCCUUCAAUAAAAAUCUAUUAAACAUUUUAAAA
Molecule: messenger RNA, 4357 nt
Organism: Drosophila subpulchrella
Lineage: Eukaryota; Metazoa; Arthropoda; Insecta; Diptera; Drosophilidae
Gene: CenG1A
Product: centaurin-gamma-1A
Exons: 8
Coding region: 423-3386 (987 amino acids)
Cellular component (GO): nucleus
Molecular function (GO): GTPase activity; GTPase activator activity; protein binding
Source: RefSeq, a predicted model, not a curated record